Molecule: messenger RNA, 1786 nt
Organism: Meleagris gallopavo (turkey)
Lineage: Eukaryota; Metazoa; Chordata; Aves; Galliformes; Phasianidae
Source: RefSeq, a predicted model, not a curated record
UUCUUUAAAAGUAUCUGUAGGCAUACUGUAAUUGUACCUUUCUUUUCUUCACAGGCAUUUGUAAAGGAUGUACAUGAAGACUCGAUAACAGUUGCAUUUGAAAACAACUGGCAACCAGAGAGACAAAUACCAUUCCACGAUGUGAGGUUUCCACCACCUGCAGGCUAUAAUAAAGACAUAAAUGAAAGUGAUGAAGUGGAGGUUUAUUCCAGGGCAAAUGAAAAAGAACCCUGCUGCUGGUGGUUGGCUAAAGUGAGAAUGAUAAAGGGUGAGUUUUAUGUAAUAGAAUAUGCAGCCUGUGAUGCUACGUACAACGAAAUUGUCACAAUUGAGCGUUUGAGAUCUGUGAACCCUAACAAACCCGCAACAAAAGAUACUUUCCAUAAAAUCAAACUGGAAGUACCAGAGGAUUUAAGGCAAAUGUGUGCCAAAGAGUCUGCACAUAAGGACUUCAAAAAGGCAGUUGGAGCUUUUUCUGUAAUAUAUGAUUCCGAAAACCAUCAGCUUAUUAUUUUAUCAAUCAAUGAUGUAACAACGAAGCGGGCAAAUAUGCUGAUUGAUAUGCACUUUCGAAGUCUUCGUACUAAGUUAUCCCUGAUUUUGAGAAAUGAAGAAGCUAGCAAACAACUGGAGAGCUCUAGACAACUUGCAUCACGAUUUCAUGAACAGUUUGUUGUUCGUGAAGACCUAAUGGGUUUGGCUAUUGGCACUCAUGGUGCUAAUAUUCAGCAAGCCAGAAAAGUCCCUGGAGUGACUGCCAUUGAUCUUGAUGAAGAUACCUGCACAUUCCAUAUUUACGGAGAGGAUCAAGAUGCAGUGAAAAAGGCAAGAAGUUAUCUUGAGUUUGCUGAAGAUGUCAUACAAGUCCCAAGAAAUUUAGUAGGGAAAGUAAUUGGAAAAAAUGGGAAACUGAUUCAGGAGAUAGUGGACAAAUCUGGUGUUGUAAGAGUGAGAAUUGAGGCUGAAAACGAUAAAAAUAUUCCGCAAGAAGAGGGAAUGGUACCAUUUGUAUUUGUUGGAACCAAGGAUAGCAUCACUAAUGCAACUGUUCUUCUGGAUUAUCAUCUUAAUUAUUUAAAGGAGGUGGACCAGCUACGUUUGGAAAGAUUGCAAAUUGAUGAGCAGCUUCGACAGAUAGGAGCUACUUCUAGGCCACCACCAAAUCGUACAGAUAAAGAAAAAGGAUAUAUGACUGAUGAUGGUCCGGGGCUCGGAAGAGGUAGUCGACCUUACAGAAACAGGGGGCAUAGCAGACGUGGUCCAGGCUAUGCUUCAGGAACUAAUUCUGAAGCAUCGAAUGCUUCUGAAACAGAAUCUGAUCACAGAGAUGAACUUAGUGAUUGGUCAUUAGCCCAAGCAGAAGAGGAACGAGACAACUACCUUCGCAGAGGAGAUGGGCGAAGACGUGGAGGUGGUGCAAGAGGGCAAGGAGGGAGGGGUCGUGGAGGAUUCAAAGGAAAUGAUGAGCAGUCACGAACAGAUAACCGUCAGCGUAAUUCAAGAGAUGCGAAAGGGAGAACAGCAGAUGGAUCUCUACUGGUAAUUUUUACCUUCUUAGAACUAUGCAGUGUUUAAAAUUUCAUGAUUGUUAUAUACUAACAGUAGAUUCUUCACUACAGCAGCUGAUGCAGUAGCCUUGUGGUUCCUCAUUUUCUAAUAGCAUUUACAAGAAUAGCCAUGUUCUCUAUUUUUUUUUUUUUUAGCAUUCAUGCUACUUGAUACAUCAAGAUGCAGCUACCUAAUGUGGAGGCUGCUGGUCUUUGUUUUGUAUCAGUCUCUGAUAGUA